GGUUGAGAAACACUGGUCAAGACAACCUGGGAGGUGACCUGGAUAGGUCUUAGUGAAGGUUAAUUCAUCUUUGAGAUGGAAUAUUUCCAGCAUCAUUUAAAGAAGUCCCGGUGCACCCUCCUCUCAAGCCAUUGCUAGACCUUUCCAUUCAGUCUCCUACCUCCCCAUUUCAACCACCAAGAUGUUUGGAAAGGUGCUUGCGCUGCAGCUUCAUAAGAUCCUUGGUAAAGUGGUUUAUCUGGACCCUUUUUGUCAGGUUCAAGGCCCAAUAAGGGACAGAAAGAGCAUCAGUCAUGCUUUUGGAUAUUAAGCCUGGUGGCCCCUGUCAAUUGGGAAACAGAAUACAGAACAAAUAUAAAUAUCUCAGCACAUUUUAUUUAUUGUUGGGAAGGAGAUUCCAACCAUGUUGCCUCCUCAUUUUGUAGCCAUGCUCAGCCACAGAGCAAAUUACACUAGAAAUGUGAUUUUUACAACUACUUUUCUGUGAUAUAAAAUUGACUGCUCACAAGAACUGUACUUAACCACAAACUGUUUUUGUCUGUCCAGACUGAAACAGGUAUUACUAAUAUUUUGUUAGUCACUUACCUGUCAGAUUUAGUUAAUCACUCCACAAAUCCAGGCAGCACGACAAGCGUUAAUUUAGACAUAGGAGCAAAGGAAUAGAAGUAAAUUAUUAUCCUGUUUGUCUAGACAGGAGUGUGCAAUUUCCUUCAAUUUGAGGGACACACCAGGUUUUGCAUGGCCUGGCAAGGGCUACAUUCUAAGUGACUCUGGAAGGAAUGGAAGAGGGGGGAAAAACUGGUACUUUACACAUCUUUAAAGGCUGAAGGCAACAUGUUUGCUUCUUAUCCACCACCGCCCAAACUCACUAAAUACAAUAAUAUACUGUAGCCAAAAAUCUCUGGUUUCCCACAAUGUGAGGGUUUUUAGGAAUAGCAAGAGUGGUUGGUGAGCUGCAUAGACCACAACCAAUCCCAUUUUUUUCCAUUCCAGGCUUGGGAUCAUUCUUCAUUAGACACAAAUUCUCAGCAGUGGCAAAAAUAAAGGAAUUACUGGCCUCAAUUGGGGUAGUUCAGGUGACUACCUAUAAUAGCUACCAAUUUCUUUGCCCAAAAACCAAUUCAACGUUUACUUUUUUAGAAACAAAAGUUCUUCAGUUAGGUUAUGUCCCAUUAGGAUAUACUGGCAGUGUUUGCCAUACUUAAAUGUAGUAACUUUUAAGACGUGAUUCAAACAAUUCACUAAGCUAUUAUGAAAAGAUUUGGGGAUUAUGGUUAGAGGUCAUUUUUGGCAGUUUCAAAUGUAGAAAAAAUACCUGAUAAAAUAUUGGGGGGAAAAUAAACUGUUCUGAGAUUUCAACAUAUUUCUUAUUACUCUAAUUGUUUUCAUAUAUUGUGGUGAGUCAAAAUGUCUUUACUGGCUUUUAUUUAACGUAUGAACCCAACCAAAUGCAAUUUCAAUAAAAACAUGAUUUAAGCAAGUCAUUGCUUACAAUCAGGAAAUGUAGACUAAGAGUUUUAAAAUAUUAGGUUGGGCAGACAUACCCGCACGGAAAUGUCUGUCUCAAACCCAAACAGACGGCUAGAAUAUUUUUAGUAAGUAUAAGGAGUCCAUACAGUAACAGUUCUAUUAUUUCUUUUCCAGGAUAAUGGUGACUAAGUUGGGUGGGAGAUGAGUGGGAAGUGGUUUCACUGACUCAGCAAACAACUGCUUUAAUGAAAUCAGCUGCUUGUGACAAGUAUCAAAAGAUAAGUAACGUUGGGAAAAUAAUGUUGGAAAGAAAACCCGGCAAGAAAAAACAAUAUAGUAAACUUUUCUGGGAGAGGUGAAGAAAACUAAUCUGUCAGUACUUAAAAACUUUUCAAAUCUAGUAGGGUGCUGAACAAAUUGUACAAAUAAGCAGCUGCUUGACAAAGAACUACAGUAGUUUAAACUGAAAGUAAAUUCCCCAAAACACAGCCUUCUCACAAAGUCUGAUGCAGAUUUAAACAGGUGCAAGACCAUCACAACACUAUUGGCCAGAGACUUUUCUUUGGGGCUUAAUGGAAACAAAUAAAAGGAAACAUCUUAUGGAACUUUCCUUUUAUGUAUGAUAAUAGAAGUGAAACUUUUAUAUGCACAAAGGCUGAAGGAUCUACAAAUUACCUACAAUGGAAGAAUGGAUAAUGAAGUUGAUGGAAUUGGCGUAGAUGGUGAAAUUGACAGUUUUAAUAAGGACAAGACCUUGAAUAAUUUUGUUUCUUCUGGGAAACCAUUUUUGGAUUUGAUUUAGGAGUAUAUGAGACUAUAGAAAUAAUAUAGACAAAUAUUAACCUUAGGAUAAGAGUCAGAUGUAUUUUUAUUCAUAUCUACCUAAGGAAGUCAAGAGUCAUUUUCCUUUUUUCUUUUUGCAUCUCUAUUUUCUUUUUUUCUUUCAGAAACAUUUUCUUUCUUGUCAGUUUAUAUUUUAACCUUUUGUUUUUGAAGAUCAAAAAAGUUUAAAAGAUCACUGUGGCACAGCUCUCAACUCACGUUUAUUCAAGUUUAUAAAUAUUUUAUUUUUUUCAUUCUGUUGCAAGCAAUGUAAUUCCUCCUUUUCUAGAUUUACUGUCACCUGGGACUUUUCCUGAAGCUAUUGAACAUGCUACAGUGUGCAAACAUAUAACCUGAUUUCCUUAAAUAAAAGGACUCCUAGUAUUUAAUGCUUCAGAGAUUGCCUAGCACUGAAUCUGCUGCAAAGAUGACAGCAUUUGCUUUUUACUCAAAUUCCUAAUAUCACCACAAGAGUUGCAAAACUUUUUUUCAACUGCCAUCGCUCUGCACAGGAAAACCUACUCUUAAUUUUAGGAUUUUCUAAAUACAUAACAUUUUCUUAUACAUAUUAACACAAGCAAUAUACAUAGACAUCUCAUUUAAAAGUCUAGGUAUUUAGUCUCCUUCUUCCUCCUAUUUUCAACACAAUAAUCCUGUGGGAUGAAUUGGGCUGAGAAAAAGUGACUCGCCCAAGGUCAUUCAGCUGGCUUUCAUGCCAGGCAUAGGGCUACCUAGCCAUUGUUAGUACAUACCUAGCAAAGGAAGCCUACCACUCCUCUCAGUAAUUGGUGUCUAACAAUAAAUUGCAUUGAUUGCUAAGCCUAUUUCUUCUAGAAUUCAAUAUCCUGCUUUCCUGUAAUUCAAUUUAAUUAUUCCUUGUUCUGAACUCUGGAAUGAGAAACAAAAAAAAUUGAUCUGUUUUCUCUGUGAUAACUUCUAAAUGAUUUGAAGAAUGCUGUCAUAUGUCCCUAACCCCCAGUCUAUGGCAUACAUUAAAGUGUAGUGCACAAUACUUCAGAUGGAGUGUAUCCCAAGGAGGAUAAAGAGAUUUGGGGAAAAAUACUUCUGUUGAUGCAGCAUAAAAUUGCAUCUUCCUUUUGUUUUUUGCAAGGCCAUCACACUGCUGAUUUAUAUUCAGUUUGAUAUUGUUUGAAAACUCAGUUGGAGUGUCCAUCACUCAAGUGCUGAAAAGCACAUAUAAUUUCAUUUGUUAUGCUAUCCUCUUGUUCCUGAGGAGCUCAAGAGUUCUUCCCUUCCCUUUAUCUUUAUCUCUGUCCUAUGAGAUACUGAUAGUUGUCAUUGUGCUAAAGCAGUUUGUUUAAUUAUAGAUAAUCCAAUCAAACCACUUAUAAUUAGCCAAUGACUAGCUCAAGGUAAGGUUUAUAGAGCUAAAUAAUGAUUUGCAAUCAGAGCUUCAUACUCCGAACCAGUAUUGGUUCGUGUGAUUGGCUCAUGUCAGUAUGUGAUGACCAAUACAUAGGAAAUGUUCAACAACAAUAACAAAAAAACAAACCCAAAACCCACACCAUUUCACCUCAAGCCCUAUUUCCACACACUGCAUUGUAACUCCAAAAUUAUUUCACUGGGUAUUAUUGGAAUUACCAUCCAAAACAUAUAGAGAAUGCAAAGUUGAAUAAAUGCAUUUAUUUAAAUUUAAAGGGUCCUCAUUCAAAUGAAACUUAUGGCCCAGUACUAAAGAAGUGAAUUGGGAGGUGUAUAGACUAGAGGUCAAGGAAGCAAAGCACAUUCCCAUCAAGUAGAAAAUCACUGGCAUUUCCAGUUAAAUGAACUUUAUGUAAUUGAUAGGGGGGGGGGGAAAGAUUUUUGCCAGUUUUAUCCAAAGUUGCAGUCCGUCAAAAUAGGCAAUAUUGAAAGGAAUGACUGGCCUGCGCUAUAGCAGUUUCCUGUGUUGAGUGAGAAGUACCCUAUUUCCCCAAAUAUAAGACCUUCCCCAGAUAAUAAACCCAAUUGGGCUUUUGAGCACGAGCUAAAAUAAGCCCUGUCCUAAGAUAUUUAAACACAUGCAGCCAGUCCACAAUUCCCAAGGGGGAGGGGGGGAACAUGCCCCACAUGCGCCUGCCAUCCAUGUGGAACAGCUUCUUGGACACCGUUCCCACAAACUCUAGCUACCGCACCCCUUCUCUUAGUGGCCGCCACAAAAAGAGGAGCAGGCCCAGCAUGAGCGUGCCAGAAACAGACACAGAACGUCCGGCCCUCUCUGGACCAGCUGAGCCGCAGGCCAAGGUUAAGGGGCCUCCUGCACCUCAAAAAUAAGACCUCCCCAAAAUAAGACCCUGUCUUAUUUUCAGGAAAACACGGUACAUUCCACUGAACAUUGAAUUUAUUUAGAUGAGUUCUCAGGAAAGUAUGAUUAAAACAAUCCCUAUGUUCUCACUUAUCUCAAAGAAAGGAAGCAUAUGUGGGGUAGUCGCGUGGCCUUGGGUUGGAGAUAAUAGGAUGGCCUUUUUGACCCUAAGUACACAUCACAUUUCCUAGCAAACUGUGCAAAAGAGUGCCUUGCUAAUAAUUGUAUUUUCAGUUUCAACUUUGACUUCAGCAAAUAUAAAAACAACCUUCAUCAAGCUACAAGAAUAAUUUGCUAUGGAAAAUUAUGCACAACAGGGAGCUCACCAGAACAAAACUAAUUACAAAAAAAAAGGUCUAAAACACCUUGAAAAAGCACCUUUGGGGACUCCAUAGACGUCUACGCAACUUUCUUCUUUUUGGCCCCACUUACUGGCCUCUUUAAAUAUUUAAGCCACCAAUGAAGAGUCGUCCGUUUUAUCACUCACCCUUGGUUUUUUUUUGGGGGGGGGUUGAGGGGGGAAUCACAGCCCUGAAUAAUUUAUCGAAGACCUCGAUUAAACCCGACUUGUCGCGUCACGAAAAGGAACUCACCAAAGUAGGAAGGCAGAGGUGACCUUUAUAUUUCCUGGAGGGUUUUGCAAUUCGCCUCCCCGCGUAUGCCUUGGCACACGUCGAGGUCGCAUGGAAAGGGCAGGGUUGGAGAAAUAAGCAAACCCCAGGAGAGACUCAUCGUCCCCAAGGCACUUCGAAGGACGAUGAGACAUCCACGAACUCCCUCCCCCCGUCGGUGGGCGGGCUGAAAUCGAGCGCACAGCGUUUCUCCCCCCACUUCACAUCUCCCCAUUCCGACCACCCUGGGACUCCACAGCCCAGUCAAUUCAGCAUGUCCGCUUUCCAGACGGGCAGCCGCCUGGUUGCUCCGCGCAUGCUUAGUUCGCGCUCAGAAUCCUGCUCUUCCAAUUCCCAAGUCCUGCAAGGCUCCGUUCGCACGUACACCGAAUUAUUAUAAGUGUAUCCUAUUAAUAUAGCAUUGUUUAAAAGCGCGCAGCUCUCGGCCCAGCCAUCCUGGAGACUUCCUCCAGCCUCCUAACACCCGGAGUGUAUAUAUUAUACAUGUAUGCAUGCAUACAUACAAGCACUUCAGGGUGACCCCAGCCGGCUCUCCCCCUCCCUCCCCCUCCAGCCCUCUGGCACCAGCGCUCGCCCGUCCCCUUUCAGCGGCCACAGAGCCCGCGACGCGACGCCUUUCGUUCCUCCGCUUUCUUUUCGCCCUCCUCCUUCUCUUUUUGGGAAAAAAAAAAAAACACGAAGGGGGCGGAUCGACCGCGUUUCAGGGCUGGCGACGGCGGCGGUUGCUGCUGAUUUCUCCGCCCACGUCCUCCUACCCGUCCAGGGGAAGAAAAAAACAACAGGGAAGAAAACAAAAAAGGAAGUGCUUGAGGCCGGCUGACGAGCUGGGCUGGGAGUAUUUUGCAGUCCGUCAGAGAGGACGUCGGGCGGCUUGGUGGUUUUUGUUUUCCCUUCCCUCCGCCGGCUCUGCUCGGCGUUGCCACGGCCGCUUUCUCCUCCGCCGCUGGGCAUCGGAUAGACAGAGGGGGAGGCGGCGGCGGGCAAUCAGAAAUCCGGGAAGAUCCGCCCCUCUCUCACACGUACUCUCUGUCUCUCUCUUACACACACACACAUACACACACACCCUCCCAGGGGCAUCAGCUGGGCAUUCCUGGGCUCACCAUGGUCGCGCUCUAUCUGCUCUUCUUCGCCGGUCGCCUGGUAGCGCCGGGGGGCGCCUUCAACCUGGACGCGGAGAGCCCGACUGUAUACUCGGGCUCCGACGGCAGUUACUUCGGCUUCGCGGUGGAUUUCUUCGCCCCCGACCGUUCCUCGAUGUUUCUUCUUGUGGGUGCUCCAAAGGCCAACACCACUCAGCCUGGGAUUGUAGAAGGAGGCCAGGUGCUCAAGUGUAACUGGAAUAUCAAUCAAAACUGUCAGCCAAUCAUAUUUGAUGCUAGAGGCAACAGAGAAUUUGCUGUAGAUGAUCUUUUGGAAUUCAAAUCACAUCAAUGGUUUGGAGCAUCUGUGAGAUCUAAAGAAAAUAAAAUUUUGGCAUGUGCUCCUUUAUAUCACUGGAGAACUGAACAGAAAGCGCAGAGGGAACCUGUAGGAACUUGUUAUCUUUUCGAUGGGUCUAAAGCUGUUGAAUAUGCUCCUUGCAGGUCAACAAGUACUGACGCUGAAGGACAGGGCUUUUGUCAAGGUGGAUUCAGCAUUGAUUUUACUGAGAAAGACAGAGUUCUACUUGGAGGACCUGGAAGCUUUUAUUGGCAAGGCCAGCUAAUCUCUGAUCAAGUGGCUGAGAUUGUGUCAAAAUACAGCGCUAAAGUCUACACCACCAAAUAUGAUAACCAGUUAGCAACGCGGUCCGCUAGUGCUAGUUUCGAUGACAGUUAUUUGGGUUAUUCAGUUGCUGUAGGGGAUUUCAAUGGUGAUGGCAUAGAAGAUUUUGUAUCAGGUGUCCCAAGAGCAGCAAAAACUUUGGGCAUGGUAUCCAUUUACAAUGGGGAAACCAUGGCAUCCAUGUAUAACUUCACUGGAGAACAGAUAGCUGCUUAUUUUGGAUAUUCUGUAGCUGCCACGGAUAUCAAUGGAGAUCACUAUACAGAUUUGCUUGUAGGUGCCCCACUCUUUAUGGACCGUGGUUCAGAUGGCAAGCUUCUGGAAGUGGGCCAGGUGUCUCUUUACCUUCAACAAGCCUCCGGAGGGUUUCAAACUACAGCCAUGAAGUUAAAUGGCUUUGAAGUCUUUGCAAGAUUCAGCAGUUCAGUUGCCCCUCUGGGAGACCUUGAUCAGGAUGGCUUCAAUGACAUAGCAAUUGCAGCACCUUAUGGUGGAGAAAACAAGAAAGGACUGGUUUAUAUAUACAAUGGGAGAGCCACAGGAUUGAAUGGAAUGCCAUCGCAGGUCCUUGAAGGACAAUGGGCCUCUGAAGCAAUGCCACCAAGUUUUGGAUAUGCCCUGAAAGGAGCUAUUGAUGUGGACAAAAAUGGCUACCCAGACUUGAUUGUAGGAGCUUUUGGUGUUGACCGAGUUGCUUUAUACAGGGCCCGGCCGGUCAUUACUGUGAAUGCUGGAUUAGAAGUUACACCAACAAUUUUAAAUCCAGAGAACAAAAUCUGUGAAGACAAUGGUCAAAAGGUUUCUUGUUUUAGAGUAAAGUUCUGCUUAAAAGCUGAUGGCAAAGGGAAUCUCCCCCCGGAACUCACUUUCCACGUGGAGCUCCUGUUGGACAAACUUAAACAAAAAGGUGCCAUAAGGCGAGCUCUGUUUCUCCACAACAGACAAUCGGGCCACUCAAAGAACAUGACAGUCUCCAAAGGAGGUCGAAAGAGUUGUGAAGAACUUGAUGCUUUUUUAAGGGAUGAAACUGAAUUUCGAGAUAAGCUUACUCCAAUUACUAUCUUCAUGGAAUAUCAGCUGGAUUACAAAACUGCUUUGGAUUCUACUGGUUUACAGCCCAUCCUCAACCAGUUCACUCCUGCAAAUAUCAGCAGACAGGCUCAUAUUCUUUUGGAUUGUGGGGAAGAUAAUAUCUGCCGUCCAGAUUUAAAAGUAACUGUUGACAGUGACCAGAAACAAAUCUACAUUGGGGACGACAAUCCAUUAACCCUGAUUGUCAACACCCAGAACUUAGGUGAGGGAGCCUAUGAAGCUGAACUCUUUGUAACCAUCCCACCACAAGCAGACUUCAUUGGUAUAGUUCGCAACAAUGAGGCUUUCGCAAGACUUUCAUGCGCAUUUAAGACUGAGAAUCAAACUCGGUUGGUUGUCUGUGAUCUUGGAAAUCCUAUGAAAGCAGGAACAAAGCUCUCAGCUGGUCUUCAUUUUAGUGUUCAUCAACAAUCUGAGAUGGAUACUUCUGUCAAGUUUGAUCUACAGAUCCGUAGCUCCAAUUUGUUUAACAACCUAAGCCCAGUGAGCUCAUAUCAGGUGGACCUGGCCAUUUCAGCUGCUGUAGAAAUCAGAGGGGUCUCUUCUCCUGAUCAUAUUUUCCUCCCAAUUCCCAACUGGCAACCAAAAGAAAAUCCAGAAACAGAGGAUGACAUAGGGCCUUUAGUUCAACACAUCUAUGAGCUCAGAAACAAUGGUCCAAGUACCUUCAGCAAGCUGAUGCUCAAUCUUCAGUGGCCGUAUAAAUACAACAAUAAUACCCUUUUAUAUAUCAUCAAAUAUGAAAUUGAAGGACCCAUGAACUGUACAUCUGAUAUGGAGAUUAACCCACUAAAAAUUAAGGUAUCAACUUCUCAGCAAGAUGAAAGGAACGAAACGCUUAGUGGAGAAGAUACCCGCAAUCAUCAAAUCCACCGGAGAGAUCUAGGUGUUCCAGAGGAAGAUGUACAAACUUUGGGUUGUGGAAACGCAGAUUGUUUAAAAAUAUUUUGCCAAGUUGGUCGCCUAGAGAGGGGAAAAACUGCAAUUCUCUACUUGAAAUCUCGCCUUUGGGCUCAGACUUUCAUGACUAAAGAGAACCAAAACCACUCCUAUUCUCUCAAGUCAUCUGCGUCUUUCAAUGUCAUCGAGUUUCCAUACAAGAACCUUUCUUUUCCUGAAGAUGUCCAGAAUUCUACAAUAGUUACCACAAACAUCUUGUGGGGUAUUCAGCCAGCACCAAUGACAGUACAAGUAUGGGUAAUCAUACUGGCUGUCUUAGCAGGAUUAUUACUGUUGGCCCUUCUUGUUUUUAUAAUGCACAAGGUGGGUUUCUUCAAACGUGUACGGCCACCUCAGGAAGAACAAGAAAGAGAGCAACUGCAACCUCAUGAAAAUGGAGAAGGGACCACAGAAGCUUAAGCAGUAUUUUAACUGCGUCUUUUACCAAAAGAUUUAGAAUGAUUGACAACUUCCUUUAGAAAUAUGCAUUUUGAUCCUUGAAGACUGCAUAGCAAAUGCCUUUUUUUUGCUAUUGGCAAAAUUAACUGGGAACUGAAAGUGACACGUGUUUGUUUCCCUCAUAUUAAUCACGCCCACAUUUGUGACUAAUACAGGUGCACUGACUAAUGUAUUUUAGUGCCACAAUUUUGCUUACUAUGUUCAAAAGACAAAGUGAGGAGGGGGUGGGGGAGUGAUUUGUUUUUAUUUUAUUUUUUUAUUGGUACAACUUGAGCUCCUCCACUACUUGCAGACUUGUAACAACUCCAGAGAACAUGAACAUGAACUGAAGACUUGCUGUUGAACUUCUUAACUGGACUUUCCCAAGGUACUCGCCAGUUUCUGAAGAAUGUAUCAUCUUUUCUAAGUUGGAGAUAUGAACAGCAUUGAAGCAUUGAUUGAAAUACUGACAGAUCUACUUCAAUUGACUAUUUAGAGAUAACUCCUGUAUAGAAGAGGACCUCGCUGUCACCGUGAUGUGGUUCCCAUUUAAGGAAUUGCUCUCUGCUUUAUGGAAUCUUUCACCUCGAAAGAUGUACUUCGGUUGUACGGAAGAUCAUAGAUCCCAUUUACCAAUUCCCAUAUCCAGUUUUAUGUAGCACCAUGAAAUUGAUUGAUUCAUGCAAUCGUUUUCUGAUACCUGUUUUAAAUUUUCAGUGGUUUUUUUACAUUAAAAAAAAAAAUCAAAAUC
Molecule: messenger RNA, 10213 nt
Organism: Thamnophis elegans (Western terrestrial garter snake)
Lineage: Eukaryota; Metazoa; Chordata; Lepidosauria; Squamata; Natricidae
Gene: ITGAV
Product: integrin subunit alpha V
Exons: 30
Coding region: 6331-9444 (1037 amino acids)
Biological process (GO): cell adhesion mediated by integrin; cell-cell adhesion; cell-matrix adhesion
Cellular component (GO): integrin complex; external side of plasma membrane
Molecular function (GO): integrin binding
Source: RefSeq, a predicted model, not a curated record